Molecule: messenger RNA, 939 nt
Organism: Rangifer tarandus platyrhynchus (Svalbard reindeer)
Lineage: Eukaryota; Metazoa; Chordata; Mammalia; Artiodactyla; Cervidae
Source: the annotation of a GenBank genome assembly
AUGGGCAGAAGGAAUAUCACUCAUGUGUCUGACUUCAUCCUCAUGGGACUGACAGACUCUGAAGAGAUCCGGCUGGUCCUCUUCACCCUCUUUCUCCUGAUAUACCUGAUCACUGUGCUGGGGAAUGUGGGGAUGAUCCUGGUAAUCUGCCUGGACCCCCAGCUUCACACACCCAUGUACUUUUUCCUCAGUCACCUGUCAUUUCUUGACCUCAGUUACUCAAUAAUUACCCCCAAAAUGUUAGUAGAUUUUAUGUCAAAGAACAAAGCCAUUUCCUUCCUUGAAUGUGCAACACAGAUGUUUCUUGCUGUUACUUUUGGGACCACAGAAUGCUUUCUCUUGGCUGCAAUGGCGUAUGAUCGCUAUGUGGCCAUCUACAACCCCCUCCGGUAUCCAGUCAGCAUGGCGCCCAGAGUCUAUGUGCCACUCAUCAUUGCUUCCUAUGUUGGUGGCAUCCUGCAUGCUUCUGUACACACAGUGGCUACUUUCAGCCUCUCCUUCUGUGCCUCCAAUGAAAUCAGACAUGUGUUCUGUGACAUCCCUCCCCUCCUCGCUAUUUCUUGCUCUGACACCCACACUAACCAGCUUCUGCUCUUCUACUUCGUGGGUUCCAUUGAGAUAGUCACUGUCCUGAGUGUCCUGAUCUCCUAUGGUUUCAUCCUGUUGGCCAUUCUGAGGAUGCAUUCUGCUGAAGGGAGAAGGAAAGCUUUCUCCACCUGUGGCUCUCACCUGGCAGUGGUAGUUGUACUGUAUGCCACUCUAGCCUUUAUGUACAUGCAGCCCAAGGCCAGCCACUCUUUUGAUACUGACAAAAUGGCCUCUGUAUUUUUCACUUUGGUCAUACCCAUGCUGAACCCUAUGAUCUACAGCUUGAGGAACAAGGAAGUAAAAGGUGCUCUGCGUAAGGUGUGGAAAAAUCUCUGCAAAAUCCCCAUAUAA